This is a messenger RNA of Balearica regulorum gibbericeps (East African grey crowned-crane), 903 nucleotides long. The record is from RefSeq and is a predicted model, not a curated record. NCBI's taxonomy places the organism in Eukaryota, Metazoa, Chordata, Aves, Gruiformes, Gruidae.
AUCGGUCAAGUUUUGCCAGAUGCAACGACAACAGCGUUUGAGUAUGAAGAUGAGGAUGGCGAUCGGAUUACUGUUAGAAGCGAUGAAGAAAUGAAAGCCAUGCUAUCCUAUUAUUGCUCCACUGUAAUGGAACAGCAAGUAAAUGGACAGUUAAUAGAGCCUCUACAGAUAUAUCCAAGAGCCUGCAAGCCUCCUGGGAAACGGAACAUACAUGGCCUGAAGGUAAAUACGCGAGCAGGGUCUGCUAAUAAUAGCAGUUCGGCGGUCUCGGAUUCCCUUCCAAGCAAUAGCUUAAGAAAGUCUUCUGCAGAGCUGAAGAAAAUACUUGCAAAUGGCCAGAUGAAUGAACAAGACAUACGGUAUCGAGACAUCCUCGGUCAUGGCAAUGGAGGCACAGUCUACAAGGCAUAUCAUGUCCCUAGUGGAAAAAUACUAGCAGUAAAGGUCAUACCCUUAGAUAUAACACUGGAACUCCAGAAGCAGAUAAUGUCAGAGUUAGAAAUUCUCUAUAAGUGUGACUCGUCUUAUAUCAUAGGAUUUUAUGGUGCUUUUUUUGUAGAAAACAGAAUUUCGUUGUGUACAGAGUUCAUGGAUGGGGGUUCUUUGGACGUUUAUCGAAAAAUUCCAGAACAUGUACUCGGAAGAAUAGCAGUAGCUGUUGUGAAAGGCCUUACCUAUUUAUGGAGUCUAAAGAUUUUACACAGAGAUGUGAAGCCGUCUAACAUGUUGGUGAACACGCGAGGCCAGGUGAAGCUGUGUGACUUUGGGGUUAGCACGCAGCUGGUGAAUUCUAUAGCCAAGACGUAUGUUGGAACAAAUGCUUAUAUGGCGCCUGAGCGGAUUUCAGGAGAACAGUAUGGAAUUCAUUCGGACGUUUGGAGUCUAGGGAUUUCCUUCAUGGAG